AAACUCGUUUUAUGAGCUCAUUUCUCUCUUCCACACACACACACAAACACACAGAGCCGGAGAAACGAGUUUAAGCGGAACACUACAGACACACAGAAAAGGCGCGCGCCUUUAAUCCCGUUCUUCAUUCACGGAAACGCAGAAACCCGUCGUGAUGUUUCCCGAAUCAUCCGCAGGGUACAGUUAUGAGGAGUGUAAGGCCACAGCUGAUUGGCUGCUGGCUCAGGCUCCAGUGCGCCCCCUGCUGGGGAUCGUGUGCGGCUCCGGUCUCGGAGGACUGGCAGAAAUGCUGAAAGAACCGCUGGUCAUCAAGUACAGCGACAUCCCGAGCUUCCCUCAGAGCACCGUUCACGGUCACGCUGGACAGCUGGUGUUCGGCACGCUUAAAGGAACGCCGUGUGUUUGCAUGCAGGGCAGGUUUCAUCUGUAUGAAGGAUACCCCAUUCAGAAGACCACGAUGCCGAUCCGUGUGUUUAAGCUGAUGGGUGUGGAGACGGUCAUCCUGACCAACGCCGCCGGCGGACUCAACCCGGACUUCACUGUGGGCGACAUCAUGGUCAUCAAAGACCACAUCAAUAUUCCUGGAUUCGCUGGAAACAACCCGCUGGUCGGAGCAAACGACGAGAGGUUCGGCGAGCGGUUCCCGUGUAUGUCGGACGCGUAUGACCGCGGUCUGCAGCAGCUGGCUCACGCGGUCGCGGCGGAGCUGGAUUACUCUUCCUUCAUGCAUGAAGGUGUGUACAGUGUGUUGGGCGGCCCGUCCUUCGAGACCAUCGCCGAAUGCAGAAUGCUGCGCUCCCUCGGAGCCGACGCUGUGGGCAUGAGCACGGUUCACGAGGUGAUCGUGGCGCGUCACUGCGGGAUGAGGGUCCUGGCUCUGUCUCUGAUCACCAAUCAGGCGGUGAUGGACUACGACAGCGAGAAGAAAGCCAAUCACCAGGAGGUCCUGCAGACAGGCAAACUGAGAGCGCAGCAGAUGGAGAAACUCGUCUCCACCAUGGUCUCCCGCAUGCAGCUGUCAAACAACCAACUCUAAAGCACUGACCCACACGCAGACCGCCAGACGCUCGCUGACCACACGGACACUAUCAUAGAUUUUCCCUUUACGGUGUUUAUAUUUCAGGGACAAUGGGAACAUAAUUGCCUUUUCCUGCCCCUAGAGGGCAGGCAGAUAAAUAAAUAAAUCAACACACAUACACACACAUGUAACACCAUCAUACCUGAAUGAUGAAUGGAGAGAUUUUAAACUUCAAAGUUAUUCUGGUUUAAACUGAUUAUUUUAAUAUGUAUUUAUUGUGUCCAAAUGUCUUAAACGUGAUUUAUUUAAAACCUUAGUUAAACAAGUGGGAAAUAAUACAUAAACAUGUCCAGUCAUGAAGAAAAUUGGGAUUUUUGUUUUGUUUUUGAAUAUAUAUAUAUAUAUAUAUAUAUAUAUAUAUAUAUAUAUAUAUAUAUAUAUAUAUAUACAUAUAUAUAUAUAUAUAUAUAUAUAUAUAUAUAUAUAUAUAUAUAUAUAUAUAUAUAUAUAUAAAUGUUUAAAAGAAGAAUGUUACUGAAUUCACUGUAAGGUACUGAACUGAAGAUUAAUGUAUUUAUUUGACCUAUUUAUGUAAAGCAGCUUAAACUAUAAGGUUUUUGAAGUUGUUUUAAAUUGCACUAAAUGAUGGAGUAUUUUGGUGUUUUAUGUGUCAGUUUUAAGAUCUGAAUUGCUGUUUUACUGACUUUUACCUGCACUUUCCCCAAAGACAUUUAUUUAAUUGACCUGAACGUUGAAAUUGCACAUCAAGCUUUUACAGAUGUUCCUGUGUGAUCUGCGUCAAUGCAAUAAAAAAUAAUGUUGUACCAACA
Cyprinus carpio (common carp) is the source of this 1848-nucleotide messenger RNA. RefSeq names its product purine nucleoside phosphorylase 5b (gene pnp5b). Gene Ontology annotation, biological process: nucleoside metabolic process. Gene Ontology annotation, cellular component: cytoplasm. NCBI's taxonomy places the organism in Eukaryota, Metazoa, Chordata, Actinopteri, Cypriniformes, Cyprinidae. The record is from RefSeq and is a predicted model, not a curated record. Gene Ontology annotation, molecular function: purine-nucleoside phosphorylase activity.